AUGCAAGCAGCAAGAUGUCCCACCGAUGAGCUGUCGUUAACCAACUGUGCUGUGGUGAACGAGAAGGACUUCCAGUCUGGGCAACAUGUUGUUGUGAAGACUUCUCCCAACCACAAAUACAUUUUCACGCUGAGAACCCAUUCCUCCGUUGUUCCUGGCAGCAUCGCGUUCAGCUUGCCCCAGAGAAAAUGGGCUGGACUUUCCAUCGGACAAGAGAUAGAUGUUUCCUUAUACACUUUUGACAAGGCGAGGCAGUGUAUUGGCACCAUGACGAUCGAGAUAGAUUUCCUGCAGAAGAAGAGCAUUGACUCCAACCCCUACGACACCGACAAGAUGGCUGCGGAGUUCAUCCAGCAGUUCAACAGCCAGGCCUUCUCCGUAGGCCAGCAGCUUGUGUUCAGUUUUAAUGACAAACUUUUUGGCCUGUUGGUAAAGGACAUGGAAGCUAUGGACCCCAGCAUUCUCAAAGGAGAGUCUGGAGCAAGCAAGAAGCAGAAGAUUGAGGUCGGUUUGGUUCUUGGAAACAGUCAAGUUGCCUUUGAAAAAGCUGAGAACUCCUCUCUCAAUCUGAUCGGUAAAAAUAAAACAUGUGAGGGUAGACAAACUGUGAUCGUCCCAGACUGGAAUUUUGAGAAAAUGGGCAUUGGGGGCCUUGACAAAGAAUUCUCAGAUAUUUUCCGACGAGCUUUUGCUUCCAGAGUUUUUCCACCUGAAAUUGUGGAGCAAAUGGGCUGCAAGCAUGUGAAAGGCAUCCUCUUGUACGGACCUCCGGGCUGUGGUAAAACACUUAUGGCGAGACAGAUUGGCAAGAUGCUGAAUGCCAGAGAGCCGAAGGUGGUCAACGGUCCAGAAAUCCUCAAUAAAUACGUGGGCGAAUCGGAGGCCAACAUCCGCAAGCUGUUUGCUGAUGCAGAAGAAGAACAAAGAAGGCUUGGAGCAAACAGCGGUGUGCAUAUCAUCAUUUUUGAUGAGAUUGAUGCAAUCUGCAAGCAGAGAGGAAGCAUGGCGGGUAGCACUGGAGUCCAUGAUACUGUAGUAAACCAGUUGCUGUCUAAGAUUGAUGGAGUAGAGCAGCUCAACAACAUCCUAGUCAUCGGAAUGACCAACAGACCUGACCUGAUCGAUGAGGCUCUGCUGAGACCGGGGAGACUGGAGGUGAAAAUGGAGAUCGGCUUGCCGGACGAGAAGGGUCGAUUUCAGAUUCUCCAUAUCCACACGGUACGGAUGCGGGAGCACCAGCUGCUGGCUGAAGAUGUGGACAUUGCUGAACUGGCAGUUGAGACCAAGAACUUCAGUGGUGCUGAAUUAGAAGGUUUAGUUCGAGCUGCUCAGUCUACAGCUAUGAACAGACACAUCAAGGCCAGCAACAAAGUGGAAGUGGAUAUGGAGAAGGCAGAGAGCUUGCGUGUGACCAGAGGAGACUUCUUUGCAUCUUUGGAGAAUGAUAUCAAACCAGCGUUUGGAACCAACCAGGAAGACUAUGCAAGCUACAUCAUGAAUGGUAUUAUUAAGUGGGGUGAUCCAGUAACACGGGUAUUGGAUGAUGGGGAGCUGCUUGUUCAACAGACUAAGAACAGUGACCGUACUCCUCUGGUUAGCGUUCUUCUAGAAGGCCCCCCCCACAGUGGGAAGACUGCGUUAGCAGCAAAAAUAGCAGAAGAGUCCAACUUUCCCUUCAUCAAGAUCUGUUCUCCUGAUAAGAUGAUCGGAUUUUCUGAAACGGCCAAGUGUCAAGCUAUGAAGAAGAUCUUUGAUGAUGCGUACAAGUCCCAGCUCAGCUGUGUCGUCGUGGACGACAUUGAGAGACUUCUAGAUUACGUCCCAAUUGGACCACGGUUCUCUAAUCUGGUGUUGCAAGCCCUUCUGGUGCUGCUGAAGAAGGCCCCCCCUCAGGGUCGCAAGCUUCUGAUCAUUGGAACCACCAGCCGCAAAGACGUCCUGCAGGAAAUGGAAAUGCUGAAUGCCUUCAGCACUACGAUUCACGUGCCAAACAUUGCAACAGGGGAGCAGCUCAUGGAGGCUUUGGAGCUCCUGGGUAACUUCAAAGACAAGGAACGCAGCACUAUUGCACAGAACGUCAAAGGGAAGCCUGUCUGGAUUGGCAUCAAGAAGCUGCUGAUGCUGAUAGAAAUGUCGUUACAAAUGGAUCCUGAGUAUCGGGUGAAAAAAUUCUUGGCUCUUCUGAGAGAAGAAGGAACGUAUCACAGGGAGUAGUUGAGCCCAGUCUUGACAGUGGCAUCUCCUAGAAAAUGACUUUCUAAUACAUGUAGGGCAGUACCUGUGCUGGGGAAACUCACAACAGUGUCUAUCCUGGCUCCAUGUGAGUGGGUUCCAGUGUGUGGUUGAUGCUUUUAUACCUGUGCAUGCUUUCUUGAUGGAUUUGGCUUCUUUUGCAAGAGUUCCUCCCCUAGACUGAAGGUGGACCAAGUGCAAGAUCAGCAGCUGGAGAAGUGACCAACCUGGAGAAUAUACACUGGGAUCUUGACUCUUCUGUGUUCAACACACUGGACAAAGUGAAAUGCUCCCCUAUUUCCAAGAACCCGAUGUGGAAUCUGCAUGUUUAGUGCAAUACAGUAUC
Opisthocomus hoazin is the source of this 2578-nucleotide messenger RNA. The record is from RefSeq and is a predicted model, not a curated record. NCBI's taxonomy places the organism in Eukaryota, Metazoa, Chordata, Aves, Opisthocomiformes, Opisthocomidae.